This is a messenger RNA of Owenia fusiformis, 466 nucleotides long. The record is from the annotation of a GenBank genome assembly. Lineage: Eukaryota; Metazoa; Annelida; Polychaeta; Sabellida; Oweniidae.
GAUGUAACACAACGAGAACGAAAUAAAUAUUGGGUAAUAGUGGACCGAACAUAUCUACCGAAGUUCAACGAAAGUUGGUGUGUCAAGGCUGAAUUAAUAAAAGGAUGGUGGAGUACACGUGUAGAGCUUAGGUACUUUAGACCCUUGCUUGGUGAAACUGGAUGUGAGGAUCAAAGAUACGGAGUUGUGUGCCAGUACGAACCACUAAACGCCACCAGUUGUCGUAAACUGGAGGCUCCGAGAUUCGGUUACAUUUCGGGACAAAGCAGAACGGUGGGCAGUAGAGUUGUUCUUGGAUGUACUCCGGGCUACGUUGCUACACUGGCUAUUGGAGGUUCCGACCAAACUGCUUUCGUUAGACAAUGUCUACCGAGUGGCGCUUGGAGUGGUUCCUCACCUGGAUGUAAACUUGCGCCAGAGACUACCCCAGGAUCAACGCUGGUUACCACAGCAACAACACCACAAA